ACGUUGCCUUGGUGGUAUAUAUCACUUGUCAUUCUAGCUGCAUCAGCUUGACUUCAUCUGCCUGUUAACUUCCGUCAUUUUUUCUGCAAUAAACCUAUUUUCAUGGUCGUGGAAAGACAAGUCCGGCGAGCGGCAUUUGGUUAUUAUUAAGGGAAUACUACGACAUGCCGUUCUUUAGUACACCUAUCGCCAUUCUCUUUGAAUGAGAUCGGAGAUGUCUUAAAACUUGCUUUUAGUUCUUUUUCAGUUGAUAGCUAGGGAGUUGAUUUCUUUGCAUCCACAAUCUAUGAGCAAAUCUUGGAAAUAUGCUCCUCUCCCGUUUCUCUCGAACCGUAAUAAAUUCAAUUUAGAAAGUAUCAAAUGCCAAGAUCAUUUCAAUCAAAUUCUAUCUCAUGCCAUCGUUUCGGGUCUCUUCUCAGACCCAUUCAUAUCAAGCAAACUCCUCUUCUAUUCUCUUUCUAAAACCCAUGAUCUCUCCUUCUCUCACUCCCUCUUUUCUCAAAUCCAAAACCCAAAUAUCUUUGCCUAUAACUUCAUGUUCAAAGCCUACUCUCACAGCUCAACUCCUGUAGAAGCCAUCACUCUUUACAAUUUAAUGCUAAAAAAUGGAACUUUCCCUGAUAAUUAUACUUUCCCAUUCAUUUUUAAGGUAUGUGGGCGUCUUUUGGCUCUGAAUAAAGGUCAAGAAGUUCACGCUUUGAGCCUUAAACUGGGGCUUGAAUAUGAUGUGUUUGUGCAAAAUGCUUUGGUUUCAAUGUAUUCUUUUUGUGGUAAACUUAAAAUAGCACGUAGAGUUUUUGAUGAAGUUCCAAUUUUUGUUAGAGAUGUGGUUUCUUGGAAUAGUAUGAUUUCUGGGUAUGUACAGUGUGAUUGUUAUGGGGAAGCAUUAAAGUUAUUUGGUGAAUUGAUAGGUGAUAAUUGUGUGACGUUUGAUGAGGUUACGUUGAUUAAUGCACUCACUGCUUGUGGAAGGCUGGGAUUUCUUGAUUUAGGGAGAGAAACUCAUGCAUUGAUUAUAGUAAAUAGGUUUGUUUUAGAUGUGUUUUUGGGUUCUUCUUUGAUUGACAUGUAUGCAAAAUGUGGGCAAACGGAGGAUGCCAGGAAGGUAUUUGACAAAAUUCCUGAAAGAAAUCUAGUUUGUUGGACUUCUAUCAUAGUAGGUUAUGCGAGGUUGGAUAUGUUUAAGAAAGCAAUUCAGUUAUUCAGGGAGAUGCAACUUUCUGGAGUAAUUGCAGAUGCUGCAUUGGUUGCUUCUGUUAUUUCUGCAUGUGGACAUAUGGGAGCUCUGGAUCUGGGAAAAUGGGUGCAUAAUUACGCUGAAAGGAAUGACAUUGACAUGAACCUCUCUGUCAGGAAUGCUUUGAUUGAUAUGUAUUCAAAAUGUGGAGAUAUUGAAAAGGCUCGCCAAAUUUUCAAUGACAUGAUCAAAAGAGAUGUAUUUUCAUGGACUGCAAUGAUUUCUGGUUUAGCCAUGAAUGGGAACUGCAUUGAAGCAUUGGACCUGUUUGAACAUAUGGAAACAUCAGGCAAUGUUAAGCCAAAUGAAGUCACAUACCUUGGUGUGUUGUCUGCUUGUAGUCAUGGUGGUUUUGUUGAUCAAGGUUUUCAAUAUUUCAAAGCUAUGAGCGCAACUCAUCAUCUUACCCCUCGGAUUGAACACUAUGGGUGUAUAAUUGAUCUUCUUGGCCGUGCUAACUUAAUCAUAGAGGCUAAAAAGUUUAUUAGGGAAAUGCCUAUUCAACCUGAUAUUGUUAUCUGGCGAUCCCUGCUCUUUGCUUGCAGGAGCCAUGGGAAUAUAGAAUCAGCAGAGGUUGCAAUCAACAAAAUUGAGGAAUUGGAGCCAAGAAGGUCUGAGGCACAUGUUCUACUAUCCCAUGUUUAUGCUUUAGCUUCAAGGUGGGGUGAUAUGAACAUAGUAAGGAAGCGUAUGGCUCGUCAAAAGACAAAUAAGCAACCCGGUUGCUCCUUUGUUGAAAUAAAUGGUUUUGUUCACGAAUUCUUUGCUGAAGAUGGAUCAAAUAGUCAAAUAGACGUCAUAAACAACACAAUUAUGCAAAUUCAUAAAGUUUUAACAUCUGAAGGACUUUACACAGAUGUCUUGGAUUAUCAGCUGCAACAAUGAAAUUUAAAGCAUUUAGAAUUUUCUAUUCUGGUUGCCUGAACUGCUAUAGGCAUUGUUGAUGGUGCUUUUAAAAUUGGAUGCUUCAGUUGGGUAAAGAAAAAUAUGCUCUUCAUUAGUGUAAAAAAGUUUACACCAGUGUAUAGGAAAAUCUUGCAGAGUUUUUUACUA
This is a messenger RNA of Jatropha curcas, 2290 nucleotides long. Its product is annotated as pentatricopeptide repeat-containing protein At2g29760, chloroplastic. Gene Ontology annotation, biological process: RNA modification. NCBI's taxonomy places the organism in Eukaryota, Viridiplantae, Streptophyta, Magnoliopsida, Malpighiales, Euphorbiaceae. The record is from RefSeq and is a predicted model, not a curated record. Gene Ontology annotation, molecular function: protein binding; RNA binding.